GUAGCAAAAUGGAGCAAUCUAUUCCAUUUAUCUGUCUAUCAAACCAGCUGUUUGUCAUAACAAACACAAUAUAGAAAUUUGUGUUGUGCUUUUGUUGUGCAAAAAUGGAAUCCAAAUCAAAAAGGUCUCGUACCCCGAAUUGGGAUUCGUCCGAUAAAAUACUCCUCCGACAGCUUAUAGAAGACAAAAUUGAAAUUAUUGAAAAUAAAAAUGUUGACACCAACACAUCCCGCAUAAAAAGAGACGCCUGGCGUGAAAUAACCCAUAGUUUCAACAGUUUAAGCGCAACGAUUAGGGAAACAUCUCAAAUUCAGGCUCAAUGGCGAGGAACUAAAAUGAAGGCCAGAGCAGAGAUGUCGGCCUUCCCAAGAAACCUGAGAGCAACAGGUGGUGGAUCAUUUAAACGGAAGAUUAACUGCAAAGACAGCGAACUCCUCAAAAAUGAAUUGUUUCAGUUCGCUAUGGCAAAUCGGAGAGCCGAAAAAGAGUUUAUGCAGCUUGAGCACGACGAAAAAAUGAAAAGCAUAAUAAUGGAGCGGGAGAUUAAAUUAAAAACAUUAAAUAUGGAACAUUUGGAAAGGGAGAAAAUGCUUGAGAUGGAAAGGAGGCAUACAGAAGAAAUACACCAGCUCAAAAUGAGAAAAUUGGAAGAGCACUUUUCGCUGUAGUGUGUGAUUUUUAGCUAUUAUUUUCCAUUCCGUCCAUGAUGAAUUUGUUUUUGUUUUUUAUAAGUGUUCUUUUUGUUUCAUGUUUUUCUUUAGUUUUGUUAGUGACGUUAAUGUUUUUA
This is a messenger RNA of Eupeodes corollae, 787 nucleotides long. RefSeq names its product STE20-like serine/threonine-protein kinase. NCBI's taxonomy places the organism in Eukaryota, Metazoa, Arthropoda, Insecta, Diptera, Syrphidae. Bases 105 to 668 code for a protein of 187 amino acids. The transcript is spliced from 4 exons. The record is from RefSeq and is a predicted model, not a curated record.